UUCUGCCCUCCCGGCGCUCAUUUCCCAGCACAAUGAGGCCGUGGCUGCUGCUUCUGUCCCUGCUCGUCUCUGACCUGAGUCCCCUCGGAGACGGGGACGGGGUCAUGGAAAACUACAGCUGGAGUUUGUACAGAAAACUGCUUCUCAAUGGACAGAUGAGUCCCAGAGGACCGGAGAGGCUUCGGACCCAAACUGAACACUGCUGUGUGUUUAUCCAGAGGAGCUGUGUGUGCGUCGCUGUGCAGCACAAACACAGGACCUCCCCCUCCUUCCUCUGGGCGUUCACCGUCCACGUCGGUCAUGGAUGCUGCUCGUAUCAUCAGGAAGUUUCAGGAAUAAUUCACAGGAAACACACUCCAGCACUGGUUCUUAAAUUUCACGACGAGGGAAAAAGUAUUCCGGCGUUUCUGCUGAAGUCUGAUGUUCUCCCGGCGCUGCGUGUCCUGAGUGAAAUCAGGCCGACGGAGGCUGGUGGGAGAACCGGUCGUAUUGGCUUGAACGUAAUGAAAGAUCUCCCUGACGCGGGGUCCGUAUGGUCGCUCCGUCAUCACCCAGCCGCCUCGGGCCACAACAUUCAGGCUUUCUCACUGGAGAAAUCCAAGAGCUGGGCACCGGCCACUAUUGUUCACAGGCAGAAAAUGCUGACAGAAAGAUGCUGUGCUGCUGCAGCGGUGAUUAUUUCCUGCUGUUUCCAAAGAGGUGAAACAAGGUCAGCGCUGAAAAUCAAGAGACAGGCAGCACAAAUAAGACGAAAAGAGAGCACACGGAGAGCGAUGGGCAUACAAGCAGGACAAAGGUCUUGGAAAGCUGCUCGUCUGCGCUCAGUGAAAACCUCAGAUGCAUCCCAGUUCCAGACUCAGAGACGUGCAGUCAGAAUCAUAAGGAGAAAUGAACCCUUCAACUUGGAUAAAUGGCAAGGAAGUGUUCAGAGGCAGCGCUCUUUAAAACCUUCGUAUGAUGAUGAUGGAUUCGUUGUUAAGAGGCAGCGCUCGCUGGUGCCCAGACAGAGGGCAGCGUCCAUAAAUAGACUGAAGUGUACGAUGAGGGCUGCUCGGGUUGGUGAUAAAGAGGAUUUCAAUGCGAAGAUAAUUGCAAAACAAGCAGAGUUCAGACGGCCAGGGGGAGGAAGCGAAACGGGACGAUCACAUACAAACCCUGACGAAAACGGAGAGCGGGGGAGAUUAGCGCACAUCCGACGAGCAGGCCGAACACACAGAGCCGACGAUAACGGUGUCGAUCGCGAGCAGAUGCUCACCCUGCGAAAAAACAUCAUUCCGAACACCGACACUGGCUGGGAAACAGUAAAUAUACCCAUAAAGGAGCUGGAUGGCCCCCCAGCCACAACUAAAGUUUUAAAGGAAAACUUUAUUUUUCAAGGAGAUAACUCAAAGUGUAAAUGCUUGAGAGAAAUUGCAUUGUUAUUGGAAAUAUAUGCACAAGACAGAACAGAGGGAAUGAGUUUAAAACCUGCAGAAAGUGCAGCUGAAGUAACGAUGGCGCCCGCGAGAACCGCGGGAGAGGUGACGGGCGGCACGGAGACCAUCAGCAGCAGCAGCACGCCUCCUGGAAAUACGAGCGUAAAUCAAGUAACUAAACAGGACGAAGGUGAGCCAUCAGAGGAAUCAGUCAUCCCGUCACCUCCCUCGCUCACAACGACGGAAACAGAGACUGUAACGGCGGGGCAGACAGCAGAGACGACAACAGCAAACAUGGAGAUAAAAGAGACGCCGUCGAGUACGGAUGUUUUCAAUCAACGCAGCACGCAGCCAGCAGACAGACGCAGUACAGAGGAGACCCCGAACACCAAACUGAGUCCAGAAUCUGAGACCGAGCCCGGAUAUGAUCUCAAUAAUAAUAACAAUACCACGCAAGCUGAGACGCAAACGUCAUUCUUUGGCCUCAGGAUGAGAGAAGACGUCCUGAAAGAUACGAGCAGACUUCACGAAGGCGCAGAGAGCGAGGGAACAAACAGGCCAGGAAACAAAAGAAACGAGGAUCCAAACAUGAACUCAUUUACAUUUCCUUCACAGACGAGCCACAAACAAGACACAGACACGCUUCAGGAACCUGCCGAUGACGACGUGCCUCUCUGUGGAGGUUUGGUUCAUCGCACCGACGCCGGCUGGAAACACUGCGUGGAGAGAUCUGCAGGAGCCGGAUUAAAGACGUCCUCCUCAGAGGAGCGCACCGACUCUGAUCUGGAUGACGACGAGUACGAUCACUUCUAUUAUUUGGACGGAAAACUGAGAAGAGUUCAAAAGAAUUUUUACCCUUAUCACAGGGGACAAAGUCGGCGAGGGAGCACAGACGACAGUGAAUUCAGAGUGAGGAGAAGAGACACUCAGGAAAAUCUGCUCGGUUUUAUCCGACAGCUCGCUUUAAGGAAUAAAGCCAGUCGCCUCAGAUGAUCAGGCGCUCAGGAUGAUGUGCAGAGACACACUCAGAGAUAGUAAAAAAUGAAAAAUACACAGAGUGACUCGAGCACACGAAAUACAGAAACUCAAAACUGUGAUGUCUAUUUUUAACCUGCUGGCAAGAAAAGCAACGCGACUGAAGAUCUGAGUCGGCCAUGUGAGGACGUCGUCAACUCUCAUCAGUUUAGCUCUGCUUCGUACUUUGGGCGUGGAGAUUAUGUCCAUCGAAUUAACUUACAACACAACUUCUACCUCUGAAUGUAGCAGCCGUCUGUAGAUUUGCCUUCUAGAAAAUAAUCCCUCCCGUUUGACAGUCGCAUUAGAUUUUACCAGGCUGUAAUGAUGUGUGAGUGACAAGAAUAGACCUCUGGCCAAAAUGGAACUGGGGGUCUGUUUGUGAAUUUACCCGAGUCAAACGGCGAGCGGAUCAAGCAUCUGCUAACUUGAGUUGUUCAAAAAUGUUCUUUUCAGGAAACUCUGUGUACACAAACAAUGUUCUCAACGCUUGUGUUCUCAUAUGUAGAGACCCUGGUGAUACUAUGAGCAAAGUUUCCUGUUGUGUCGAGCCUUCUUAGUGUUAACAUAGUAUUUGCCCCACGCACUCCCAUUGCACAUGAGUUUGACCAAAAAAUGAAAAUACGGUCAAUCUUAAAAGUGGCGCUUUCAUCGUAAUUAUGCUUUUAAACGAACAUUUGACUCGGGUACUUUAAAAAAAAGACCCUAGGUUGCAUUUUGGAGAGAGUUUCACUUUAACUUUUGAUGCAGAUCUGAGACAGGAUUCUUUAACUUAGUGACAUUUUUUUGACAUUGUUAUUAACUGGCCAGUUCUUAAAUAUUGCACCUUCCAUGUUCAAAAUCAGUGGAGCUCCCCUUUAAUGUGUACUGAACAUGUACUGUGUUUAUUUGUCUUCUGUGACUGUAAGUAAAGUAAGUACGUAUUAUCAUCAUCGCUGUUAAAUCUAAAGAUAGACAUUUAAAAUAUAUACAAAAUAUAUUUAAAAACAUUAUGAAAAACAAUAUUAGAGUCACUUAUGACCUACAUACUUCAUACUCCUGCAGAAAUGUAUUUCUUUGGACAUUUUUCUAGUUGAAGCCUAUAAAGGCUAUAAAGAUAUAAUUUAGAUUGUAGCCACGCUUGUGGUUUUCUCUGGGUAGGAAAUAGACAGAUUAAUAUGAAAGUUUGGGAUUUAGUCCAUUUGCUUAAAUACAAAUCACAUGAUCAUUUUUGUAAUUAGCAACAUAAUCCAUUGGAUGACAUAAUAAUGCUUUUCGAUUUUACUAUUAAAAUUCAAGGAUCCACUCAAAAUGUUUAUCCAUCAAAAAUACAAUUAAAGGAAGUCACCAUUUACACAAUAGUAAAAGUACUAAUUUACCUAGAUAUAUGUAAGAACAUAAAUCUAGUUUCAUAAUUUGAAAUCAAGAUCAAACAUGUAAAUGAACAGUAACUGUAAUCUUAUUAUACUUCUUUUCAAAUGUAAUCUGGGCAGGUCAUCAAUUUCUGUGUGAUGACCUUAUUUUAAUGACAAACCUGUGAAAUAUACAGCAAUAUCACACAUUUUAUAACUGUAACCAAACAUGAAAACAUCAGUAACUUCAAAACAACUCAAAGAUGUGCAAUCUGUACAAAACAUUUAUUUGAAAUUGACAAAAAAAAACAGCUUAGAUGUAUUUGCAUAAUUUAUAUCUGAAAUCCAUGACAAGCAAACAAUAACUAAGGGGAGAAAUGGCUUGAGGGCAACGCUGAGCCGGAUGUGUUAACACAAGUAAAAAGGCAGUUAAUUGAACAGCUCAGGACGUGUAAUGAAAUAUGUAAAAAGAAAAAAAAAAA
Acanthopagrus latus (yellowfin seabream) is the source of this 4242-nucleotide messenger RNA. RefSeq lists its product as uncharacterized. The record is from RefSeq and is a predicted model, not a curated record. The coding region runs from base 33 to 2408 and encodes 791 amino acids. Lineage: Eukaryota; Metazoa; Chordata; Actinopteri; Spariformes; Sparidae. The transcript has 3 exons.